GGUCGCUUUUGCGUUUAUUUGUGUGGGCGUUUCGUAUGAUGGACAAUUUAGAUGCCUUACUGAAUGAGUUACAUCAGACAAAUGAAGAGAUACUCAAAAGGAACCAAAUUUGUGAGCUACCCACUCAUACCACAAUGCUGGAUAGCCGACGACCACUAGAGACCGAAAUCGAUCUUGUCCCAUCACCGUCAAUAUGCAGCACAUUCACUUUCGAUCAGAAACAUUCUACAAGCAGUGAAGACUACUCUAGCAAACUACAACCUCCUGUCCAAGCAACUCACAAAGGUAGAGCGAUGAAGGAGCUGAAUGACAUGUUGAAUAUGCUUGAUCAAACUGACUAUGCCAACCUCAUCGGGGACGAUUCCUCUUUAACAUUCACCACCCACAUAUGGGGCGAUCCAAACGAAAACAGUCCAAAAUCAGAUUCUACUCGUAUACAGUCGCCAGAUUCGAACACAGCCUUCGACAAUGACUCGGCUAUUGGACAAUCCACAAAUUCCCAGUUAUUUUCGACUGAAGAUCAAUCUCCGGUGCGCAUUUCUGCAGCACAUCACGCAUCCCAGCAACUGGAUGACCUCCUAGUUUCCCUUGGACAGUUAAAACUAGAUCAACAGCAAAGGUAUAAUAACAAUACGAAAUUAGAGUACGCUCAGACCAAUUCAAUGACAGGAAUCUCCGUGGAUCCCGAAUAUACUUCUAACCAAUUUGAAGCCGUUGAGCGACACCCUACCAAGCUCGUGCCAAAAGUAGAUGGUCGCCCUGCACCUACUGAAAAGAAGCCCAUAAUAGACCGUCCUGAACCACAUUCCUCGGCAAAAGGUUCCCGCUUUAUUUCAGAACCGAAAAAUAUGCUUUCAAACAUGCUGAAUGAUUUGUCCACCGAAAUGUCUCAAAGAGGUGCUGUCACAACUGCUAAAGGACUCUGCUUUGCGUGCAAGAAGCCUAUUGUAGGACCGCUGGUUUCCGCCCUGAACCGGGACUGGCACCCAGAUCAUUUCACAUGCCUCAGCUGCGGGGUCGGACUCGUUGGUGCCGAUUUCUAUGAACGCAAAGAAGAGCCGUAUUGCACAGAUUGUCACGCAAGGCUGUUCUCGCCUAAAUGCGCCAGAUGUGGCGAUGCGAUCACAGACAAAUGCAUUGUGGCUUUGGGACGAACCUGGCACACUGAACACUUCUUUUGCAACGAUUGCCAUCAAACUUUCGGAGGAAAAUCAACUGUUCAUGAACACGGUGACCAAGUAUAUUGCCCAACUUGUUACUUGCGCAGAUUUGGUAUGCGAUGCACCGGUUGUAAUGGACCGAUAAUGGACUCCUACAUUACUGCCUUGGAUGUUCCGUGGCACCGAGCAUGUUUCGCCUGCCAAGACUGUGGAAAGCAACUUUAUGGAUCCAGUUACCACGAGGUGGAUGGCUAUCCCUACUGCGCUUCCCACUACUAUUCUCGACGUGGGCUACUUUGUGUUGUCUGUGGGAAACCGAUUACCGGGAGGUGUGUGAAUGCACUUGGACGCCGCUAUCAUCCUGAACACUUUACCUGUGCGUAUUGUUUACAGCCGUUGCAGACAGGAACAUUCAAGGAACACUCAAACAAACCCUACUGCCAUCAGUGCUUUUCGCAAUUAUUUGGUUGACCACAUCUGGCAAAACACUACCGGUCGGUCGGAGAUACUAAUGGAGGCGAGAUAUAGAUCAGUUAUAAGGACAGCAACUCAUUGUUCUGGUGUUCAAACGUGUAGAAUAAAUUUAUACUAAAACGCAAGCUUGAAAAGCGCGAGCACAUCAAACCAGCACUGUCCACCGCAACCACUGUACGAGAUGUCUAUUGACUUACUUUUUUAUGCUUAUUAUUUAAUUAAAGAGACAAAUUUAUACUUUUUACAAUUAC
Molecule: messenger RNA, 1885 nt
Organism: Dicrocoelium dendriticum
Lineage: Eukaryota; Metazoa; Platyhelminthes; Trematoda; Plagiorchiida; Dicrocoeliidae
Source: the annotation of a GenBank genome assembly